This is a messenger RNA of Dermatophagoides farinae (American house dust mite), 2172 nucleotides long. RefSeq names its product alpha-(1,6)-fucosyltransferase. The record is from RefSeq and is a predicted model, not a curated record. NCBI's taxonomy places the organism in Eukaryota, Metazoa, Arthropoda, Arachnida, Sarcoptiformes, Pyroglyphidae. Gene Ontology annotation, biological process: protein N-linked glycosylation. Gene Ontology annotation, molecular function: protein binding; alpha-(1->6)-fucosyltransferase activity.
AUCAUCAUCAUCAACAACAACAACAACAUCAUUCUAAUAAGGUCACAGAGAAUUUUAUUUUGAAAAAAAUCACAUUCAAAUGUAUUUUAAAAACAACGGCAGCCAAAUUCAUUGACAAAUGUUGUUUACGUUUUUUUCGAUAAACAAUUUUACCAAAUAUUUUAUCCUUUUCUUUUUAUUGAUAUUUUUAUUGAUACUCAUAUCGAAUGUACCAUUCGGUUUUUUUGGUCAUUCGAAUGACAAUGAAAAUAUUGAUUCAUCAACCGAAAUAAUAUUGGCCCGUUUAAGUCGGGCUAUGGCUGAAUUGACAGCACUUAAAUCACAAAAUGAAGAACUUAGAAAUCUUAUACAAAAUUUUAUUCCACAAUUACAAUUGAAUGAUGAUAUCCAUAAUGGUGAUGAUCGAAUGGCUUCAAUUCAUUCAUCAUACAUUGGUCAUAAACAGUUUGAUGGUGCAAAUUCAAUAUUCUCAUUAGAUUCACAAUUUGAAUUUAGUCGACGAAAAUUAACGACCGAUGUGAAUGAAUUAUGGAAUUAUAUUCGUACAGUAGAAACGACAAAAGCUGAAACGAAAAAUUUUGUCAAAGAACUUAAAAAUAGUCUACUAUUUGAUCUGGUCAUCAUCGCUAAACGUGAUGAACGAUCCAGAUAUAAACAAUUGGAACUAUUAUCCAAUUAUAUACAGAAUCGAAUUCAUGAAUUACAGAAUCCAAAAGAUUGUAAAACAACUCAAAAAAUUGUUUGUACACUGAACAAAGGCUGUGGAUUUGGCUGUCAGAUUCAUCAUCUAUCCUAUUGUAUGGUUAUUGCUUUAGCUACUAAACGCACUCUGAUAUUGAAUUCACAGAAUUGGCGUUAUGCAAAUAAAAUUCAUGGCUCAUCAACAGCUAAAUCUUCAUCAUCAUCAUUAUGGGAAUUGGCAUUCCAACCGCUCAGUCAUACCUGUCUAAAUGAUUCAGGUUCACCACGUACAAAUUGGCUCAAUUCUAUUGAUCAUAAUCAUCAUCAUCCACGAAAUGUUCAAGUAAUUGAUCUGCCGAUAUUAGAUUCAUUGAGACCACGACCACCUUAUCUUCCAUUAACAAUUCCGCAAGAGAUAUCAAAUGAAUUAACUACAUUACAUGGUUCACCAUUUGUUUGGUUUAUUGGACAAAUAUUACGAUACAUAAUGAAACCAUCGGAUGAAAUUGAACAAUUUCUUUCGAUGAAACGAAGUAAAUUUAAUUUCAAACAUCCAAUCGUUGGUGUUCAUGUACGACGAACAGAUAAAAUAAAUACCGAAGCUUCAUUUCAUUCGUUAUCUGAAUAUAUGAUACAUGUUGAAGAUUAUUUUGAUCGUUUAGAAUUGUUCAAAAAACGUCAAAAUGAUGAGACAACCACCAAACGUAUUGUAUAUUUGGCUACCGAUGAUUCUAGUGUAUGGAGAAAAGAAGUGCCGAAAUUUGAAAAGAAAGGCUAUAAAUUUAUUGGUGAUUCUGAGAUUUCCGAUACAGCUAGCGUUAAUCGUCGAUAUUCAUUUGAUUCGCUCAAAAAUAUUAUUCUUGAUGUAUGGAUGUUGAGCGAAACAGAUUAUAUUGUCUGUACGUUUAGCUCACAAGUUUGUCGAUUAGCAUAUGAAUUAAUGCAAUCGAAAAAUCCUGCUGUUGAUCGUUCUAACAAUUUCUUUUCACUUGAUGAUAUUUAUUAUUUUGGUGGUCAAAAUAGCCAUAAUCAAAUUGCCAUAUUAGAUCAUGAAGCAGCAACCAAAGAUUCCGAGAUAAACAUCAAACGUGGUGAUAUAAUUGGUAUUGCUGGUAAUCAUUGGAAUGGCUAUAGUAAAGGCAUUAAUCGUGUUACACAACAAGAUGGUCUUUAUCCGGGAUUUAAAACCAAAGAAAAAAUCGAAACAGCUAGUUUUGAAUUGUUCAAAGAUUUUAAAGAUUCUCAUCAUCAUCCAAAACAUAAUACAGACGACGACGACGACGACGACAAAAUCAACCAAAUUGAAUGAGUAAUUUUUUUUUUUGUUUCAUUCUAGUAGAAAAUUUCAUUGUCUAUCUGUAAAUAUUAUUAUCACUCUGUGCAAUAUAUGAAUCUAUUUUUUCGUUGUUUUUUAAUUCGUUUCUCAUUUUUUUUUAUCUUAUUAUUAUUUGAUCCCAAAAAAAGAUGUAUUUUUUGUGAUAUCUUUUCCAA